Astrephomene gubernaculifera is the source of this 4152-nucleotide messenger RNA. NCBI's taxonomy places the organism in Eukaryota, Viridiplantae, Chlorophyta, Chlorophyceae, Chlamydomonadales, Astrephomenaceae. The record is from the annotation of a GenBank genome assembly.
AGCAUACAAUUACUAUGCCUCACGUCUAGGCGAAAUGAGUGGUAGCCAUCGCCACUUUGCGCAGCGGGAGAGCCGGCGCUUCCGUUGCCCUUGCCCGCAGUGCGGCAACCUAAUAUACAACUGCCCUUUUACGUUCAAAUAUCAGCAUGCUGGGCCUCUGCCGGUUUUCGAGCUUGCCUGCGAGGAGCCGGUCGUCGCCCAAAAGCCCGACCCUGCGCGUUGCGACCUCGAGGAGUAUUGCCGAGUGGUCGCGGCUUUCAAUGCGGAGUAUCGGGCAUGCAUGUCCACAACAACAAUUGGGGAGGUGCUGGCGAAGACGGCUAAAAGGCUUGGUUCGACGUACAAGCAGUGGCAUGCAUCUUCCGCCGUUUGCCAGACAGCCCUACGCGCGCUCAGCGGCUACGCGAUGGUGGAGCGCAACCCUGCUGCGGCGGUACGGGUUGCCGAGGAGGCGCUGUCCCUGUGCACCGUGUGCCCGGACGCCUACGCGCUUCUUGCUCGUCUCAAAGCCAAGAGCCUGGAGGAGGCCCUGGAGCUGUACGAGAGGGGCGUGCUGGAACCCGACAAGGUCAUGAGCCCUGACGGCAUCGCCCGCUGCGCAACCGCGUACGGCAAGUGCACGGCAGCCUCUCCGCCGUACAUGGGUGUCGUUCGCUGCAUGGAGGGGUCCAUCUACACGCUGUGUCGCUUGCGGCGGCCGCAGGAGGCGUACACACGGCUCAUGAAGCUGCUGUCGCUGUGUCCGCCCCUCAAGGAGCAGCCCGCCCUGAGUGCCUGGGUGUUGGCCCCGGAGGUGGUGUUCAGGGCUCGCGGCCCCGCCGGCUGUCUGUCCUGGAUGAACAAGCACCUGUGCAGCGAGGCGUUCGAGUGGGGGGGCGGGGAGGUGUGGUGGAUCGCGACGUAUGCGCUCGCCUGGACCGCAACGCACAAGGAGGAGGGCUUCAUGUGGACCAGUCUGAGCUCCGCGGAGGACGAAACCAACCUGACAUGCAGCCACGGCGCGCGAGGCUGCUGCAACGACGAUGAAGACGAUGACGAGGAUAGUGGGGACGGCAGCGACAGCGACAGCAGCAGUGGUGGCGGUCGCGCCUGCAAACGCCGCGGCGGGGGUGCCGGCAAGUGUCCGCCCGUGUGGCGAGGCGCAUGUGACAAGCUGCGGAAUGGCAUGGCGCUGGCCGCGUGCUGCUGCUGGCUGCCCAUGAUGGUUGACAUGCUGCUGGGGGACAUGCCGGUGCCGUCAGGUCCGCUGCCGCCCAUGGCCGUCGCCGCCGGGUCGGUGGGCUGCCAGGUGGGUUACGUGCGCUGCUGCGGGGACCUGUGGCGCGACACGCCGGGGGUGCUGGAGUAUGUGAGGCGCUUCAGGAACACGUACGAGGUGUUUGGAAUCAUCUCCGACGCCCGCUCAGGUGCCAAUCCCAAUAUGCGUGAUUUCCGGCGCUACAUGGGCCUCUCCUCCUCACCCUCCUCACCCUCCUCACCCGCACCCUCUGCGGGGCCGUCACCCCGACCCCCCGCCGCUGGCAGCGGCCCAACCACCGCCACUACAUCAUCAUCCCCGUCUUCUUCUUCCUCAGCCGCUACCGGUGCCACCCGCGCCGCCUCCUCUUCCUCCUCCUCCUCAGCCGCAAUCUUUCCGGAUGCAGUCAAGUUCGAGGGCAUGUGCUGCUGGCAUGGCCUGGUGGAGCUGGCUGCCACCUUCACCACCCACCACCUGAACCUGCCCGACCCCACCAUGAAUGCGGUGGAUCUAGAGAUCCUUCAAGAGCUAGUCGCCGCCGGCUGCCCCAUCAAACCCCACAUCCCACACAACAAAACCGCGGGCGGCCGUGUCUCCACCUUCUCCCCCCUGCUGUACGCCAUGUAUCGAGGGUACGGCCCCGAUGCCGUACGCUUGCUGCUCAAGGCGGGCGCCGACCCGCUGCUUGCCGACCGAGCGGAGUGCGUGCCGCUGGUGUGUGCUGCAGAGCAGGGCAUGUGGCGGGAGCUGCAGGCGGUGUUUAAGAUCAAACGCAAACUGGGCUCCAUGCCGGUGCCCCCCAAGCCCCGGCAGUGGGUGGAUUUCUCCUGCGACAUGGCGCUGCCGCUGUGCCGCAACGUGUUCGAGUUAACAUUGCUGACCGCCUUCCAGAGCCCCUUCCUGGCCUGCGUGACGGGCGUCAAACGGGGUUGCCAGCGCUGCACGAAGGACAAGAGAAUGGCUGACGCCGCCAGCCCACACGGACCCUGGGCCAGCUUCUCCAAGCUGCUCGAGGUGCUGGUGGCGUACGGCAUGACCUCCGUACACGAGCCGCUGCGCCGCUGGAUGUGGCAGGAGGCUGAGCGCGUGCAGCAGCCGCUGCGCACCGCGCGGCGCAAUCUGCUGACGGAGCUGGAUCGGGUGUUGCGAGAGGCCAAGGAGCGGCAGGAGGGGAACGAUGGGAAGCAGUCCGCGCAGAGCUCAUCUGCAAAGGAGGCGCAGGAGGGGAGCGAGGGAAAGCAGUCCGCGCAGAGCUCAUCUGCAAAGGAGGCGCAGAAGGGGAGCGAGGGAAAGCAGUCCGCGCAGAGCUCAUCUGCAAAGGAGGGACAGGAGGGGAACGAGGCGAAGAUGCAGAAGCAGGGGAAGCAGCCGGCGCAGACGUCGUCGUCAUCGGCGGCGGCAUCCAGUCAGCCUUUGCCUGCGGAUAAGACGACGGAUGGGGUUGGGAAAGGGACGGGAGGGGACGACAAGGCGGCGAACGGCGCAACGCAGGAGGGCCAGCAGAAGAGGGACGGGCAGCGUUCUCCAACUGCUGAGGUGCGGGUGAAGGCUGAAGCGCCGCCGGCCGCGGGUGCAGUUGUGCAGGCAGCCAAGCAGCAGGGGCAGCAGCAGCAGGCAGGUUCCCCGCCUGUCUCAGCAGCUGUCUCCUCGUCCGAACAGGCGAAGACGGCUAAGAUGUCGCCUGCAGCGCAGAAACAGGACCCCCCGGGCUCCAACAACAACAGCGGGGCGGCCGCUGCUGAGAGGGCUGUGAAAGGCGAGAACGGGGUUGCUUCCGGUGCCGCGAAGAAGAGCAGCAAAGCAGCGCAGGAGCCGCCGGGUGCGGCUCCUAAGCCAGCGCCCAAUGGCACAGCCGCUGCUGCUGGUGCCGUGAAGAGCGUGGCGGGUGCGCCGGUGGUCAGCGCUGCUGCAAGCGUCACCCCAACGCCCCCGGUGCCCGCAGCAGCAGCACCACCCUCGGCAGCAGCAGCAGCCUCUGAGGAGGAGGAGCUGAUAUUGGAGCCGUAUCAGGACAAAUCGCACUGCUGGUGCUGCGGCAAGGCGAAGGAUCGUGCGGCCGGCAUCAAGCCGCGCAAGUGCGCCAAGUGCCUCACUGCGCGCUACUGCGGGGAGGCCUGCCAGCGGCAGCACUGGCCCACCCACCGCCCGCAGUGCAGCCUGCUGGCCACACGCGCACUGCAGAAGGAGGAGUAAAGUGAUCCUCUCCUGGCGGCCGGGGUGUUUUGCGUAACAAUGCAGAAGGACUGCAGAACUCUGCAGAAGGAGUAAUACUCUCCAUCUUUGGGGGCCGCGGUGUUGAAGGGAGCCGCUCCAAUGUCCGAAAGCGGGAGGGGGUGUUGUGUAGAUGUCGCGUGUGUCGUAUACGUAUGCGUGUGCUUGCUUUCGCAUACUUUUUCCGUUAGGAGGUUCCGUGUUUACGUUGGUGUGGAUGUAUGUGUACCGUAUGGGUAGCACGCAGGCAAACCUGCGGUUGGGAAAUGUCACAAGUAAUUUGCAUGGAGGUGAGCUUCGACGCACGCAUUUUCGGGAGCCUUGGUGCUCUUAUUGGUGCUUCGCCGUGCGGGGCGAGUUGUUGACAUGCCCCCCAACCUUGGCAUUGUGCGGUGUAAUAAGAACCAUGCACCCACGAAUAUAUGCAUGCAGUGCCCCGUUAGCGCUUGUGUACAAGGGACAGUAAAGGACACAAGCCGCGAAAAGAGGUGGUAGGAGCGGACGUGGUUCGGAAGUGGUGGCAUGCAUAAGGGGACCGGGAGCAUUGGGGGCUUUGGGGCAUUGCAGUUUCCAUGUAGCCUUACGCUUAUCUUCCCAACCCAACUCCCCCGCUUGUCCCAAUCUACCCAAGUCCUUUCCCAGCUACCUGCCCCCUCCUCGCUCCUUUCGCUACCGUAUAGCUUUACGUUUCCCCCAUUUCCCCC